This is a messenger RNA of Mauremys mutica (yellowpond turtle), 6853 nucleotides long. It is a transcript of the gene SLC30A1, whose product is annotated as solute carrier family 30 member 1. NCBI's taxonomy places the organism in Eukaryota, Metazoa, Chordata, Testudines, Geoemydidae. Gene Ontology annotation, biological process: detoxification of zinc ion; zinc ion transmembrane transport; intracellular zinc ion homeostasis. The record is from RefSeq and is a predicted model, not a curated record. The coding region runs from base 290 to 1804 and encodes 504 amino acids. Gene Ontology annotation, cellular component: Golgi apparatus; membrane; endoplasmic reticulum. The transcript is spliced from 2 exons. Gene Ontology annotation, molecular function: zinc ion transmembrane transporter activity; calcium channel inhibitor activity.
UUUCAAACCGUCUGCAAAGAGCGGCCGAGGAGGGGGAGUUGGAGAGCGACGGGCCGCCGCAGCGGACCGACCGCGCCCGUCCCGCGCCCCGCUCAGCCCGGCUCGCGCCGCCGCCCCCCGCCGCUCUCCGUUCGCGGCAGUUGUUGCCCCGCCAGGUGAGUGCGGAGCUCGCAGCCGCGCGGCGCCCUCCCGCGGGGUCCCCCCCCUCCGCCCCGCAGCCGGCAGCGCCGAGUCCCGGUCAGGGCGGCCAGCCGCCGCCGCCGCUCCCCCACCGGGGCGGACCGCGAGGAUGGCGGACAACGGGACGGGCGAGCCCCGGCAGCCCCGCUACCGGCGGGUGCGGCUGAUGUGCAUGCUGGCGCUCACCUUCCUCUUCUUCGUGGUGGAGGUGGUGGUGAGCCGGCUCACCGCCUCGCUGGCCAUGCUCUCGGACUCCUUCCACAUGCUGUCCGACGUCAUGGCCCUGGUGGUGGCCCUGGUGGCCGUGCGCUUCGCCCAGCGCACCCGCGCCACCCACAAGAACACCUUCGGCUGGGUGCGGGCCGAGGUGAUGGGCGCCUUGGUCAACGCCGUCUUCCUCACCGCCCUCUGCUUCACCAUCCUGCUGGAGGCCAUCGAGCGCUUCACCGAGCCCCACGAGAUCCAGCAGCCGCUCGUGGUGAUCGGCGUGGGAGCGGCGGGGCUCCUCGUCAACCUGCUGGGGCUCUGCCUCUUCCACCAGCACGGAGGCGGGGGGCACGGGCACUCCCACGGCGGCGGCGGCAGCCAGCACCACCGCCGCGGCAGCCGCCCCAAGCUGGAGCGCUCUUCGGGGGACGGUGAUGCUGGGCUGCGCAAGGAGGAGACCAACACGCUGGUGGAGAAUUGCGGCAGCACCAAUGGAGUCAACCAGGAGAAGCUAGGUGAUGGCAAGGCAGAACUACAAGCAAAUGGGAGCAUUGGUCCUAACUCUCUGGACGUUGAGGUUGAAGAAGACUCCAGUGGACAGCUUAACAUGCGUGGAGUUUUUCUGCAUGUGCUUGGAGAUGCCUUGGGUUCAGUGAUUGUGGUGGUGAAUGCCUCGGUCUUUUACUUUUAUUGGAAUCCAUGCCCCAAAGAUGGGCCCUGUUUUAAUCCAUGUGUCAAUAGUCAUUGCAUAGAAAAUGCUACUGUAGCCCCACCGCUUGACAAUGCUGAUCUACUCUCACAAGAGGGUAUUCAUGUAGCUGGUCCCUGCUGGGUGCUGUAUUUAGAUCCCUCUCUUUGUCUGAUAAUGGUUUGUAUACUCCUUUACACAACUUAUCCAUUACUUAAGGAAUCUGCCCUUAUCCUUUUGCAAACUGUUCCCAAACAAAUUGAUAUUUAUUCUUUGAACUUGAAACUACGUAAACUUGAAGGAGUUGAAGCAGUCCAUGAACUACAUGUUUGGCAGCUGGCAGGCAGCAGGAUCAUUGGUACUGCUCACAUAAAAUGUCAUGACCCUGCAUCAUACAUGAAAGUGGCAAAGCACAUUAAAGAGAUUUUUCAUGAUGAAGGGAUUCAUGCCACUACAAUUCAGCCUGAGUUUUCCAGUGUAGGCUCUGAAUCGGGUGUUGGCAAAUGUGAGUUUCCCUGCAGAACUCAGUGUGCUCUGAAGCAGUGUUGUGGGACAGCAGAAGGCAGUACUGAAAAGAAGACAAAGACCUCUUCAAUUGCUAUUUCAUGCUCAGAAAUAAUCAUUGACUCUCCGCACCACAAAACUAGGAGGACUAAAUCUGAAAAUAUACCUGCUGUUAGGCUAGAGGCAGACGAUGACCCAGACACGCAAUUUGAAUCAUCCUUGUAAUCCCCAGGGUUGUGCUGUUUGAGUUUUGAUGGCUUCAGCUACAGCUUUAUUGUGAGGAGAAGGGACUGAUAUUUGAGAUGCAAGUUUGUCAAGCAGUGUAAUUGCUGAAGUCCCUAUUCUUGUCACAUUGCUAAAUCUAGAAUGCUUGUUUUAAAGAACAUAAUAGCAUUGUCAUGAAACAAUGUGUUUGUGUUGACUUUGUAAUGAGUGGCACCAAAAGAGUGCCAAUGCUUGAGGAAAAAAUUUUUUUUUUUGAAAACUAGUUUCAACACUUCAACAGAGACUUUUGUUGUGCUUCAAAUUAAAAUAUUUUCUCCCCUGAAAAGCUACUUGAGGGAUAAGUAAAUUGGAACUCAGUUUGUGUUAGAUUUCUCAUUGGGGGCUACCCUUUCACUUUAAUAUUUGAUUUGUAGAUAUUUUAAUAUAUUGUUUGUAACUCGUAUGAAAACCAAAGUUCAUAGAAUGUUUUUACGGAUAUAACAACAUCAAACUAGAAACCACUUUGUCAGUUUCACACAUUUUCCAUAAACGUAUACAGUGAACUAUUGUGAGUGGUUUUUUGUUUUUUUUGUGGAUUUAUUGCAUAGCAUAAAUAGUAGCAUAUUUUAAAGGAAUCGUAUCACAUGAUUGAUAGAAAACUGUCCAAUUUUUUUCCCCAGUGGGGCUAUGGGGUAAUUAAAAUUGGCUGUAAAAAUAUCAGUUGUAAAAGUUUUAUGUUCUGUUAAAAUGUAAGUUUAACCUGCUGUAUACUCCUCUGGACAGACUGAGAGAUGAAGUGACUGAUAAAGUAACUAAUUGUUGGCUAAUUCAUAAAAUAUGCAUUCAGUGUUCUUCCUUCACAAGUUCAGUUGCACUCUUGAUUUCAUUAGAUCAUUGUAUAAAUGUAAGAAUUUGCCAGAAUCUUUAAGUUCCAGUGCUGUAAUAUUGGAGUUGGAACUUUUUAUUUAAAGGAGUUGGUAUUUAUCAUAGUAAUGCCAUCCAGCACUGUUAAAGUGGAGCGUCUGUCAACAUUGGCAUUAUAUUUCCUGGGUUUCAAGGGUUUAAAUGAUAACUGCAGUAAAAAUUCACUUGGAUGAAAUUUUGCUGAUAGUCUCAAUGCAGCAGUAAGUACUUUUUACGGUAGGUGAAAUCCUGGCCCCAUUGAAGACAGUUGAAGCUUUGCCAUUGACAUAAGGGGCCAGGAUUUCAUCCAAUAUAUUUUACCCUUUUUAAAGUAAUGUGUCAAAGAAUUUUACCUAUUGAAUUUGUAAAUAUUCAGUUUAAAAAUGUUUAACUCAACUAAAUAAUAGACUAGCUCUGAAGAAGCUGUUACAGUGUGCCAUCAACUCAGACUUUCUCAAGAAUUGGGUUAUUGAUUCUGAGUCAGUGGGGUAUUGGGGAGAACAGAAGGCAAUAUAAAAGGGGAAACUAAGGGACUUUGGUCCCAUGCUGAGUGUCUUGUUCCAGGCCAAAAUGUACUCUUCAAUCCACCUUUGGAGUUGCAUAUGUACAAUGAGAAACAAUGACUAGUAAUUAAGCACAGGACUGAGAGUUGGAAGGACUGAGUUCUUUUCCCAGCUCUGUCACUUACAUUGUGUGACCUUGGGCUAGUCAUUUAACCUCUCUCUGCCUCAUUUUACCUAUUUGUAAAAUGCAGAUCAUACCUACCUCAUGGGGUAUUGUGAGGCUUAAUACAUUAGUUCUAAAGACCUUUGAACUUAGAAGUGCAAAGUUGUUAUAUUGCUUGUUUUCCAACAGUGGCUCCUUUUACAUAUGUGCUGCAAUAGCCAGGCACAACAGGAUAAUUUAAGGACCGUUUUGGCCUUAUUUAUGGAUUUACUGCCUACUGUGUUUUUAAGGCCUUAAACAGUAUUUAAAUAUUUUAUAUUAAAAGUGUUUUGGUUAGUGAAGGAAAUGUAGGUUCUCUCUCUCCCACCCCUCCCGAAUAUAGAACUCCUCACUAAUUUGCACGUCUCUAAUGUUCCCUAUAAUACUCACUCAUAAGUGGUGCCCUUCCAGAGGGAGACUGGGCCUGUUUGUGACAGUGGGCUUACUCAGCUUCUCAGCAAGCAUUAUAAAGAGGUUUUUCAUUAAGAUUGUUUGUUUGCAAAAUAUACUACCAUAUAUUUACUAAUGUGCAAUGAAGCAUUGUCAAACUGAACCUCUGACAUGAACAAAGUGCACUUGAAAUACAUAUCCUUGUUUUUUUUACUGUAAGCUGUUUGAUUAGUAUGCCUAAUAGUUUGUAUUUGGUCUCCCAGUCGCUAGUGGGAAUUGGCAAGGUCCUGCUGUAUAACUACCACUAACAAAAUAUAAAACAGUUUAUUGCCAAAAAUAUAGUAGUAUUGAAAGUCAUGACUAUUUGUUUUCCUUUUGCUUUUAUAGAGAAGCUACUAGUCCUGACAUAGUUGUCCUCUUUAGGUAACAGUCACAGAUAAAUACAUUGAGUAGGUCUCGAAAUCUAGACACUAAUUCCAUUGCAAAUGCUUAAUCUGUUUAUGCCAGAAGUCAUAUUUUUGUAGUGCUGUGUCCAUUGCAGGCAAUGGCUAUCUUUAAAUUAAAAAGAAAAAACUCCCUCCCUCCUCCCUUCACUUGAGUACAGUGUAUAUUCCGUCUUUUGGUCCAAAGUGGGAGUUAUACAGCAAUUGGAGUAUGAUUUGUACGUUCAUGUUGCUGUAAUGAGCCCAGACUAUAUCCUGAUAACUUGCAAUACAUCUCUAUCUUUUAAUCUGGUUUAUGCAGAUGUGAUUUGAUUCUGAAGACCAUAAUUCUGGAAUACUGGUAGCUUUCUUGAAUUGCUGCAUAAAUCAUUUUUAAAGCAUGAAGUUAGUGACUAUCAUAUGAGUAAGCACUUUACCAGGUGGGACAGGAAAGCAGCUGAUUGUAUUGUGCAUUCCUGAUUUUAUAAAUAAAAACAUGGAACACUGAAUUUUAGGAAAAAGGAAACUGAUACUUCAAUGUCUGUUUUUGUUCAUGCUUCCCAUGAAAAUUUUCAGAAAUAUAUCCAAUGUUACUUGGUAGAGUAUCUUACACCUGGUGGUAAGUUUCAUUCAUAAAUAUACUUAUUUUAGAGUCAACUUCUUAGAGGUGUAUAGUAAACAAGUAGAAGUAGAUCAAAAUUGAGGCAGCUUGAGGAAAACUAUGUAAGGGCUUGAUACUGCAAACAUUUGUAUUCAUGGGUAGUCCUGUUGCACUCGGAGGAAAUACUUGGGUGAGUAUUGAAAUACUCAAUAGGGGCUAUGGCUUUUCAAAAGAAGCCUCAAAAGUUAGGUGCUGAUUUUUAGUGAUUAUUUUAAAAUCAAUAUAAAAUGGGUAGUACUAUAGGGUUUUUCCCAUCAAAAUUAUGUUACAUAAGUAGUACUGGCUUUUAAUUAACUUUUUAACUCUGUGUGUCUGACUUUUUUUGCAAAGGCAUUGAGCACCAAUGCUCUUAUUGACUUCAGUUGGAACUGGUAUUGCUUAGCACCUCUGAAAAGCAGGAAAUCAAGUAACUCAGUGGGUAGUUAAGAGGGGGAAACACAAUUUAUUUCUAGAAUGCACCUUUCCCUAUAGCAGAAUAGGUUAGACUGUUUUUCUGAAUUUUUAUAUCUAGACAUUCUGGUAUUUUUGUGUGAUGGGAGUGAGAAAUGCUCUAUUUAAGGGCGUUUAAAACAGCAUAUUAAAACAUACUGGAUUUAUUUCAUAACACAGCAUCAGUUCUUAGCCACCUUAGAAUUCUGAUUUUUAUGUUGCUUACUCAGUUCUGUGAUGUUUGAUUUGGCCUUGUACUUGAACCUUUUAUUUCUCUCAUGGAUGGAAAGGAGGGGAUUCUUCAUGUGCCUGAAUUGAGACAGUCCUGAAAGCUUUCCAAGCCUGAUGCCGCCUUACUGAUAACAGGAGGUCUGAUUCUUCCUUAUGACCUUUAGUUUGUGAAAUUAAUUGCUUAUAUGGGAUACUUUUUGAUACUGUAUAAAUGUGAGCCUGAUAUCUUUUUCCAUUCGUAUAUCUGAGUAUAUGUUUAAAAAAAAUGCAAUACAUCACCUUUAGGCUAUAUUUCCCAAAGCAUGUGGGUUUAGUUAGGAUUCAUUUCUCACACCAUGAGUUCAAUUUUGUAACCACUGUUGAGGAGACCUAGUUGACAUGUUUGAUGAAAUCUAGACAAUAGGUACAAUGAAAACUUGGGCUUGGCUUCUAUUAAGUCAACGUUCAAAGAAACAACAUAUUGUAAAAUAGUAAAGUCUUGUGAUAAAAUGUAUCUAAUGAGAAGCACUUAAAUAAUCUUGCUGUUCUGCUUACAAGUUCAGCUGCUUGACCAAUAGCAGUAUACUUUUACUUGCAUUCAGUCUUUUUAAAAAUAGGAACAUUGUAAGUAGAAACAAAGUUGGGAAGUGAGUUGUAAAACCAAAUUAUCUUACCUCUUGUCAUGGUUUCUGGUGCAAAUAUAUGAAUACUUACUGAGUUUGUGUCAUCACAAUAAAGAAACUUUCAGCAUUUUUUAAGAAGAGGUAGUCAGUGUUUGAAUAAAUCUUUUAAUAUCAAAAUCUCCCCACGUCGCUGCAUACCAGUAGUUAAACUUUUAACAUGUAGGUCUCUGUCAAAUUUAAGGUAGGUUUGCUAAAUCUAUGACAUAUACACUUUUCACUUUGCUUUCAGAGUUUGUAGACUUUAGCUACUUUAGCACAUAAAACACUGUUCUAUAGUUUAAAUUUUCAAUCCAAAAACAUUGCAGUCCUAAGGAGUUGUUGCAAGAAAAGGGACUGCAGCAAACUGUAUGUAGGUUUCAUUAAUAAGUCAUAGGACAAGAAUGCUCUUAAGUUCUAUCUUGAACAGCACACUGACAUGCAUCAGUGUGUUCUUCAUGAAGCCCUUAUUUUAUGUAACUUUAGUGUUUGCCUGGGGAAAAAGUGAUGCAGUUUUAUGUGGUUGUCACCUCCCUAACUGCAGAUCUGUAUGUUUGGGUUCUUUUACUUUAAAACAUUGUAAUGUCUAUGAAUAUAUGUAAUAAUGUACAUCAUUUUUACAAAGCUGUUUCUACCUCAGUAUGAGGCUUUGUGAACUGUUCAUGUAUUAUAAAUGUUCUAUGAGACAUGC